AUAUCCAUGUUCAUUACGGACAAUUUGGAUAUCGGUACAGUUUCUUCCGUACUGAGUUUAUAAUUUAAAUUAUACUCUUUGGGUACAUUUUUGUAAUAGGUCAGGUACUUUUCGCCGGCUAGACUAAAUUAUAUUCUCAAUAUAUUUUAAAACAAAAGGAAGGUAUUUUAUCAACAAAAAAUGUCCCAAACAUUAGAUAUAGAUGGAAGUGUAUUAGAAGGGGGAGGCCAAAUUCUUCGUAUAUCAAUUUCACUGAGUGCUAUCCUCGGUAUUCCAGUAAGAGUAACCAAUAUUCGUGCAGGUCGUAGUAAGCCAGGUUUAGCUGCACAACAUUUAAAAGGUAUUCAAUUAGUAGCCACAAUGUGUCAAGCAAAGAUGAAAGGUGCCAACAUUGGGUCUACAGAAAUUGAAUUCAUUCCUGGUAAACUCAGAGGAGGACACUAUCUGGCUGAUACACAGACAGCAGGAUCAAUAAGUUUGCUGCUCCAGGUAGCUCUGCCAUGUGCACUGUUUGCAGAUUCCGGUGUAACACUAGAUUUGAGGGGAGGUACCAAUGCUGAUAUGGCACCACAGAUAGAUUACAUGGAAAGAGUUUUCCGGAAUAUUCUAAAACGAUUUAAUGCUGAUUUCAACAUGAAUAUACUACGGAGGGGAUAUUUCCCUAAGGGUGGUGGACAUGUACGUGUGAAAAUUAAUCCAGUCCGAAGUAUAAGUGGAGUUUGUCUGACAGAAAGAGGACACAUUCUAGAGAUUACAGGGACCAGUUUUGUUGCUGGAACCUUACCUAUCAAGCUCGCGUAUUUGAUGGCUGACGGGGCAAAGCGAGAACUCACUACGGAGCACAAUGUAAACAUACACAGUUACAAGGAAGACAGGCACAUGGCGCCCGAUAACUGCAAUGGGAUUAUCCUGUCGUGCUCGUCGUCGUCGGGCUGCGCGCUGGGCGCGGACGCGCUGGGCCGGCGCGGCACGGACGCGGCCGACGUGGGCCGCCUCGCCGCGCACGCGCUGCGCACCACGCUGCGCAGCGGCGCCUGCCUCGACCCGCACGCGCAGGACCAAGUGAUAUUGUACAUGGCGCUGGCGGAGGGGCGCUCGUGUGUGCGCGCGGGUGAGGUCACCCUGCACACACGCACCGCUAUCCAUAUCUGCGAGAUGAUCGCAAAGGUGAAAUUUAACAUACAACAGGAGGGUGAACAGAAUUUGAUCGAGUGUACCGGCUUAGGACUCAUUAAUAAAUUUAUUUUAGGCGAAUAAAGUCAAUAACUUUAGAUAUUGUAUCUGCAUUUGUAACUUAAUAACAUUUAUUGGUGUGUUAUUAAAAUGUAUCCCCAUUUUUGUAAAAAAAAAAAA
Molecule: messenger RNA, 1353 nt
Organism: Vanessa atalanta (red admiral)
Lineage: Eukaryota; Metazoa; Arthropoda; Insecta; Lepidoptera; Nymphalidae
Gene: Rtca
Product: RNA 3'-terminal phosphate cyclase
Exons: 9
Coding region: 181-1257 (358 amino acids)
Biological process (GO): RNA processing
Cellular component (GO): nucleus
Molecular function (GO): RNA-3'-phosphate cyclase activity
Source: RefSeq, a predicted model, not a curated record